This is a messenger RNA of Medicago truncatula (barrel medic), 3263 nucleotides long. RefSeq names its product calmodulin-interacting protein 111. Lineage: Eukaryota; Viridiplantae; Streptophyta; Magnoliopsida; Fabales; Fabaceae. Gene Ontology annotation, molecular function: ATP hydrolysis activity; ATP binding. The coding region runs from base 279 to 3170 and encodes 963 amino acids. The record is from RefSeq and is a predicted model, not a curated record. The transcript has 11 exons. Gene Ontology annotation, cellular component: cytoplasm; chloroplast.
UCUCAACCACAUCCCUUCUAAAGAAAAAGUCGAAGUUGGCUCAAAUUAAUAAUGUUAAGAGAGUUGGCUUCAAGUCACAUACAACAUGUCCUAGCCCGUCAUUUGAACACCCUACUAUAAGAAAAAGUCACAUAUAAAUUUGCGAGCCAAAUGUAGUUGAAUCCAGUUAGUUGUUGGGUUUUAUAAAACCCUAACUUGGGAGUAAAGACUCACCUCACUAACAUAUACAUACCUCUCUCUCCAAAAUUCUCUGUGAAAAAAAACUCACACUCUCAACCAUGCCUUCUUUGAGUACAAAUCAUAGUAGCAGCAACAAGAAGCAAUUAAGUUUAUCAUCAUCGUCGUCAAUUCCCAACGAUGCCGCCGCCACUCCACCAUGCACCACGGCCGCGGAACCACAACAUUUCGUCUCUCUCUGCCAAGAAGCUUCUCGAAUCUUCCCUUCCUUCAUUUCACAAUCUGCUUUCGUCGUCGAAAUCAGCGAUAUUGAAUCCACCGACUCUCUUUCCAAAGGCACCGCCAAAAUUUGGCUUUCUGAGUCUUCUAUGAUUGCUUCUUCUCUCGCUCCGGGUUCACUUGUCUCUGUUUCUAUUCCUUCUUCAAGUAAAGGGAUUGCGGAAUCGCAUAAUUUUCCUCUCACUUCAUUGACUGCUGAGUGUGUCAAAUGCUAUGGAUUGGAAACUUGUAAGGCAUUGGGUGAUGGUGCUGCAGGAAACUACUUUGCUAUUGCGACGGUUUUUCCUGCCAAGAAGGUAUUGAAGAAUGGUGCACGUCUGUCUUCAAUUCUUUCUUUUGCCAUGGGUUGUCCUCCUUUCGGUACAUGUGUGUUUGUUCACCCAUUACAGAAACAAUCCUUAGUAUAUAAUUGCAAAGAAUUAUAUCUUCAACUGGCUUCUUGUAAGAGUGUACAAACAUUGAAAGUUAAUAAUUUCCCCUCGUUGGACUUGUCUAAUUCAAAAUCGUGUGCCCAAUCAGAGAAUGAUAUUGUUGCAUCUCCUAAAACACCUUCUUAUGCAUCAAAGUUUUCUAAUGACAGUUUGUAUUCUAACCCCGUAAUAGAAGAUUUAGCAUCAAGUGUAACCAAUUACAAUGGUCAAUCGGUGGCUUCAUUUGAUGUUAGCAAGACAUUAGCAAAUGGAAAUUCCAAAAAAUUACUAGAAACAUGUGCAACUUCAUCGUUAUACUCUCGUUGUUUAUUGGUAAGGAAUUUUGUUACUCUCCCAAUGUUGUCUGAGUUUUUCAUUUUCCAAGUGAUGGACAUUAAAAAGGUGUCAGCUACCAUACCCUGUCCAUUAAAUGGGAGCAAUAAUUCAAAUCUUGAGGAUUCUGAUACGGUGGAGAAAGAGAAUGUGGCUUUCGCUGUCAAUUGGGAAACAAAGGUAUUUUUAUAUUUGCCAUCAAAUGCCGCAUUUGAAGAGUCAACUCAAAGGGAUUUAUUGUGUCUGAAACUUGAUAGCAGACAUGAUAAUAUUUCUAAAUUAGGUGGUCUAUCUAAAGAAGAAAUGUUUUUAAAGGACUUAAUUUUUUAUUCAAAGAACGAUAUUUUAUCAAGAUUUUGUCAAUAUAAUACCGGAGUCCUUCUUCAUGGUCCACCUGGUACUGGAAAGACCUCCCUGGCUCGAUUAUGUGCUCAUGAUGCCGGGGUCAAAUUUUUCUCUAUUGGACCUAAAAUUGUUACCCAAUAUGGGGAAAAUGAGAGAGCAUUGCAUGAAGUUUUUGAUUCCGCCCUUCAAGCUGCACCUGCUGUGAUAUUUAUUGAUGAAAUACAUGCAAUUGCCCCUACAAGGAAAGAUGGGGGUGAAGAGCUAUCUAAAAGAUUGGUUGUAACCUUAUUGAGUCUGAUGGAUGGAAUUAGAAGAAACGAAGGGUUACUUGUAAUUGCUGCUACUAAUAGGCUUGACCUUAUUGAUCCAGAUCUCAGAAGACCUGGAAGAUUUGACAAGGAAAUUGAAAUUGGUGUGCCAUCAAAAGCGCAACGAGAAGAUAUUCUGCGCACUAUUCUCUGUGAAAUAGAUCACUCUCUUUCUGAGACACAAAUUGAAGAGCUUGCCUCAAUAACUCAUGGAUUUGUAGGUGCUGAUUUAGUUGGCCUUUGCGAAUGGGCACAUUUUCUUUGUCCACGACAUUCAGAAAAGACGCCUAAUAGCAGUGAAGAACAUAUUUUGAAAGUGAGUUAUGAGGAUUUUCAAAAGGCUAGGCUCGAAAUAGGACCCAGUGCCAUGAGAGAGGUGACCCUUGAGGUUCCAAAGGUUAAAUGGGAAGAUAUUGGAGGCCAAAAGAAAGUCAAGAAUCAGUUGUUGGAAGCACUAGUAUGGCCUCAAAAGUACCAGGAUGCAUUUGCCACUAUUGGGACUGAUCCUCCAACAGGUAUAUUGAUGUAUGGGCCUCCAGGUUGUAGCAAAACCCUAUUGGCUCGUGCUGUUGCUUCUGAAGCUGGAUUGAACUUUCUAGCAGUCAAGGGUCCUGAAGUCUUUAGCAAAUGGCUUGGAGAAUCUGAGAAGAAUGUCAAAUCAUUGUUUGAUAAAGCAAGGGCCAAUGCCCCAUCAGUUAUAUUUUUCGAUGAAAUUGAUAGUCUUGCUGUAACUCGUGGGAAAGAUGGUGAUGGUGUUUCAGUGUCCGAUAGGGUCACGAAUCAACUUCUUAUUCAAUUGGAUGGUGUGCGUAAAAGAGUUGAUGUUGCUGUCAUAGCUGCUACAAAUAGGCUAGAAAAUAUUGAUCCUGCCCUUUUAAGACCAGGACGCUUUGACCGUUUGCUAUAUGUCGGACCUCCAAAUAAGAUGGACAGAGAAGAGAUUUUUAGAAUUCAUUUGUGCAGAACUCCACGUGAUUCUGAUGUUAGCAUGAAAGAAUUAGCUCAACUGACAAAUGGUUAUACUGGGGCUGAUAUAUCACGUAUAUGUCAACAAGCAGCUUUUAAAGCAUUGGAGGAAAACUUUGAUGCUUCCGUUGUAACAAUGAAGCACUUUAAGACGGCAAUUGAACAAGUUCAGCCCACAGAAACUCAGUCCUAUCAAAAGUUGUCAGCAAAAUUUCAAAGGGCUGUGUUCUCCGAUCAUGGCCUUCCCAGAGCAAAUGCUACCAGGCCUGCGGCACAAGGCCUCAAAUUUUUUGGGGUCCUAAUAAUUUUUAUUUUUAUUUUUUGCUUUUUAUAUAAGGCCCAAAAACAUUGAUUAUAUAUUAUCAAUGUGGAAAAAAUAACAAAUAUGCUGCAAUAACCCAGUGGCAGAAACAGGGGGAUUGCACGUGUGCGGUCAUUUGUUCAA